This is a messenger RNA of Cercopithifilaria johnstoni, 1779 nucleotides long. Lineage: Eukaryota; Metazoa; Nematoda; Chromadorea; Rhabditida; Onchocercidae. The record is from the annotation of a GenBank genome assembly.
AUGCACGCUAAAAUUUUUCGUAGCAUUUCAACCAGUUCUAUAACUUGCUUAGAAUCAUUGAGGCCAGAAAGUUAUCAAACUAUGGAAAGUUACAGACUUAUUCGAUUGAUUAGAGCAAAAAUAGCUCGAAAUUUAGAACAGGAAGGUGUACAGCAAGGAGAUGGAAUGCAGGAUAUGUCACUUGUUGAAGAUAUAUCGAAUCUCCAAUGUGUGGAUUUCGAAGCUAGUACUAGUGGUGACUAUGGUCAGCAAUCCUUAACGUCUAUGAAUUGUGCAACAGUUCGUAAUGGUGAAUGUUACAAUCAGCAGGUUUUUGCGGAGAAUUCGGAGAUUUCGCAAUCUCAGUUACCACCGUGCAUUUCAAGGGUUAAAGAACGAUAUGAUGGUGUAAGUAUUACCAUUCCAGUUGGUGGCACAUUGUCGCGUGCACCACGAAGCAAAAUUGUUUUAGCGAAACCGAAGUCUAAUGGAAAUGGGUUCAAAUCAACAUUAAGAGAACGAAAUGCCUCAAUGUUUCUUAAUGAAUGGCUUGCUGAUGUUCACUUUAUUGUUGGUAUCGGCGAAAACAGUGAGCGAAUACCAGCUCAUUCUUAUGUUUUGGCAAUAGCAUCAGCUCCAUUUAAUGCUAUGUUCAAUGGUGGAUUCGAAAAGAACGAUGAAAUUGAGCUACCGGAUGUGGAUCCAGUCGCUUUCAAAAUUUUACUGAAGUAUCUGUACUGUGACAACAUUGAAUUGGAUUCUUCAAAUGCUCUUCCUACGCUAUAUGCAGCAAAGAAAUAUAUGAUAACCCAUCUGGUGCAAGCAGCCGUUGAUUUCCUUAAUUGUAAUUUGAAGGCGGAAAAUGUUUGUUCAUUGCUUACUCAAAGCCAGCUCUUCGAGGAAGAACAAGAACUUAUUGAUAGGUGUUGGAAAUUAGUGGAAGUGGAUGCCGAAAGAGUUCUAACAUCGGAUACCUUCUGCGAUAUAGAUUUUACAUUGUUUGACGAGAUUUUAUCGCGUGAUGCUCUUCUUACCCGCGAAAAAUUGGUCUAUGAAGCAGCUUUAAAAUGGGCGAAAGCUGAAUGUGGGAGGCGGGAUUUAUCUAUUUCACAAGUUAAUGUGCGGAAUGUGCUAAGCAAAGCUUUGUAUCACAUUCGUUUUCCCGCCAUGACGAUUUAUGAAUUUGCUAAUGGUCCGGCGAAAACGGAUUUGCUCACUUGCCAGGAAAUUAAUGACAUAUUUUUACACUUUGCUGCAGAAGAAAAACCCCAAUUACCAUUCUUGGUAAAUGAACGAAGUGGUCUACGGUUGUUUUCAUGUCUUCGAUUUCAAACAGCUUUGGAAGGAACGAAUCAAUGGCGUUACCGUGGACGAUGUGAUAGUAUUCAAUUCCUAGUGGAUCGUCGCAUUUACGUUGCUGGUUAUGGUUUGUAUGGCAGUAGUGAAAAAAGUUCACAGUACAUGGUUACGAUGGAAUUAAAGAGAGGUGGAGAAGUGGUGGAAAGCAAAAAGGCUGUUCUUUCCUCAACGGGUUGCUCAGAACCUAUUUUGAUACAUUUUGAUCAUCCCGUGCACAUUGAGGCUGAGGUCAAGCAUACAGCAUCGGUUAUCAUGGAAGGCAAAGAUUUGAGCUUUUUCGGCCAGGAAGGCAUGACAGAAGUUGCGGUUGCUAUUGAAAAGGGACACAGUGACGAAGAAGAAAAUGACACUGUGAAUUUUUAUUUCGCUCCAUCAGCGGACAGUAAAAAUGGCACGGGUGUUCAGGGUGGUCAAAUACCAAUUAUUGCUUUUUAUGCAUGA